This is a messenger RNA of Bombina bombina (fire-bellied toad), 5104 nucleotides long. It is a transcript of the gene GOLGB1, whose product is annotated as golgin B1. The transcript has a single exon. Bases 112 to 5073 code for a protein of 1653 amino acids. The record is from RefSeq and is a predicted model, not a curated record. Gene Ontology annotation, cellular component: Golgi apparatus; cis-Golgi network; membrane. NCBI's taxonomy places the organism in Eukaryota, Metazoa, Chordata, Amphibia, Anura, Bombinatoridae.
AUUUUCUAGACUUUUUAUGUGUCUCUGUUAAGCUUUGCAUAUUGCUUUGUGAUUUUUAAAACUGCUCAUCUGUUGUAGGGACAGAAAAAUGUGAGUGUGGAGUUUUCAAUCAUGGAAGACUUGAGAGAGAAGCAGCUGUCAGUCCUUUUAAUGGAUCUCAGGGAUACAAAAGAGGAAUUAGAGCAACUUACAAAGAAAGUGACCAAGGAAGAUACUUUAGAUACCUGUGGAAGCUGGAUGAGUGAGGAAGUGGAUCAUGUUACAGACAGGACUGUUAGUCAAGCAGAAGACACAGCCAAUACCUACCUUUUACAGAAGGGUACUGUUCAGGAAAUCAGUCUCACUGCCACUGAGGAGCAAAGCAGUCUUAUGCAUGAGACAACCAUUCAUGUGACAGAGCAUUGGUCCGAGAGUCAUCUUGAGACAACUACACAAGUCACUCAGACAAAGAACAUGGACCUCAAAACUAAUGAUCAGAUUCUGUCACUGAAACAGCAAGUGUCUGAACUUCAAGUUCAACUUGAGGCUUUGGGUAUUGAGAAGGAUUCGCUUGCUGUUAAGCUACAUGCUAUGCUGCAGGAGCAUAAAAUAACAGAAAGCCUGCAGAGGACUGACAGAGAACUUACUGACACAGAAAAAAAGAUGACCAUGUAUGAAAGUCAAAAUAUGCUUGCUGAACAAGUGAGCAGUUUGGAAAAUGAGUCUAGGUCCAAAGACUUAAAGAUCAUGGUUCUGCAAGAGGACCUUGAUAAGCUAAAUGCUCUGCUAUCCGAUAACCAGACUCGACUAAAGGAGAAGGAAAGUGAUUUAAAAAACAUUACUGAAAGUUUGAACCAGAGCCAGUCCAAGGAAAGGCAGCUCUCUGAGGCAUUUGCUGCAAGUGAAAGUGUAUUGGUGUCGGUGCAAAAUUUGAUAUCUGAUAAGACCAAAGAGAUAGAAAGUUUGCAGUCUUGUUUAGCAGAAAAAGAUGAACAGGUUGCAGAGAUAAGUCAUAGUCUAUCUGAUAAGAUUGUCCAUCUGAAUGAAGAAAAACAUUCCAUGAAAAAAGAGAUAAACAAUCUAAAAGAAAAGUUAAGAUCUGCAACUCAAGGUAAGAAUUUAGAGCUGGAGCAGUCGAUUCAGAGGAAAGAAAGAAAGUCUGAGCUGCAGAACAUGCUGGAGCUUACUCAAAGAGUGGAGGAGGAGAUGCAGCUGGAAGGAGUACAAAGUCAGAAUUCAGAAAACAAGGGUUCGGUUUCACAUAAAAUAGAGCAGCAAACACAAGAGAAUCUACAGCACCAAGAAAUGCUUCAAAAUGUUGUAAGAGAACAAAAUGAUCUGCUUGUUCCACUGCCGUCAGUAUGUCAUGAACAUCUACAGCAGGUAGAAUUGGUAAAAAGGCUUCAAACUGCGCAAGAGGAGCAGAAAAUACUGACUGAUAAUGAAGACGUUGGUUCAGUGCAGGAUCAGCUAAAGCAUUGUAGGACAGAGAAUGAGCAACUGAAGAAAAAGUUACAAGUAGCUCUUGCCAAUAGAAAGGAGUUGCUGAAGAAGGUGUCAGUAUUGGAGAAAGAACAAGAAAAAACUAAUGCUUCAUUGCUAGCCACAAAGGACUUUCUUUUUAAUGAAAAUGAUGAGUCUAUUCCACAAAAAGUGUUAGAGAAGAAUAUCACUGAGGUAUUUCUAAAACAGCAGCUUCUUGAACGGGACGCUGAAUUGGAGGCAGUAAAACAAGAGCUGAUGCAAAAUAAGCUCAGUGUGGAGAGGCUUGAAAUUCUAGUUAAAGAAAUGACACACGAACUAGCAGAAAAGUCCAACCUAUCAGGACAUGUUAACACAGCACAAAUGGAAAACCUGUGCGUAAUUAAAACGUCAGAAUCUCAGAACUUGACUUCAGAUCUUAUUCACUCCUCAGACCAUGAAAAUAACAGACUGAAGCUGGAAAGUAUAAUCCUGAAUCUGGAACAAGACAAAGAAAAUCUGCAGAAAAAGGUGCAAGAGGCUCUAAAUUCCCGCAGAGAUACUAUUAAAAAAGCACAAGAAAAAGACAGACAUCACCGUGAGCAACUAAAGCAGCACAAGGAAGAAUUCAAUCUUUUACAGGAGAAGUGUGAGGAAUUGCAGAGGAGUCAGAAAGUGCUUAUUGGACAGUGCUGUCAAGAGAAAGGGACACAAACUAUUGAUCUCUAUCCAGCUGGUAGGCCGCAAAAUUCAGAAGCCGAAGAGCCAGCCUCAGUUGUUCUCUCUACAAAGAUUUCUCCCAUUGAGCAGAAUGUUCAAGACUCUAACUGGGGAAAUGACUGGACAGAGCUCUCAAACAUAGAAGAUAAAGAUGCAAUUAACCACAAUUCUUCUCAAGGUGCAGAAAUGCUGGAGGACUACAGGACACAGCUCAAAUAUUUGCAGACCCAAAAAACUGAGCUGGAGUUUAGAACUGUCUGUCUUGAAAGGGACCUUGCUGGCCGCUUAGAAGAAAUUUUAAAUCUGCAGGAGACUGUAGUUAAUGUAACUGGGUCACUAAAGAAUGAGAGAGAAAAAUGUCAAGAGUCUGACAUUCAAGCUGCAACAAUGAAGGCAGCACUGGAAGACCAACUGCAGGAACUGGAGUUAGAAACCAAAAAUAUGAGAGAAAUGUUAAAUCUUAAGAAUGAUGAGAUUAAAAAUCUUAGAUUGAUGCUUGAAGAAAGGAAUACAAUACUUGAGGGCUUGAAAAUAUCUGUGCAGGAGAAAGAGGAGCUGAUUACUUCUCUAAAAUGUCAACUAGAAUGUCAAGUGAAAGAGCUUGCACUAAGUAGUCAUAAACUGGAAAUGCAGCAAAACAAACAAGAUGAUGAUGCACAGGAAGCAAAGAGCAAACAGCAACUUCAAAGAAAGCUACAGGCAGCACUUAUCUCAAGAAAAGAGUUACUGAACGAAAUAAAAACCCUAAAAUCAGAACUAGGGACAACCCAUAAAUACAAAGAAGAACUCAACAACAGAUUGCAAGCUGCUGAGACUUCUAUCAACCAUCUGAAUGAAGAGAAACAUCAAAUGCUUGAGAAUUUUUCUAAGCAGAAAGAUGAACGAUAUAAACUAAUUGAAGAAGUUGAUAAACGUCUGUUAGAAAUUCAAAGUCUUGAAACCUCGUGCGAAAGCUUGAAAUUAGCUCUUGAAGGUAUUACACAAGAGAAGGCGAUUCUAGAAAAUGAGCUUAAGUCUAUAAAAGAUGAACAUGUCUCAGAAACAUCUGAAUAUAAAGAAAAAAUAUCUGAGAUGAAGAAAGAGUAUGAAACUCUUCUUCAGUCUUAUGAAAAUGUCAGCAAUGAGACAGAUCGGAUGAAGAGAGCUAUGGAGACAGUCAGGCAGGAGAAGCAGGAGAUCUUAAAUAAGCUUACAGCUGUAGAAUCUGCAAAGGCUGAUCUGGUGAAGCAAAUAGAAGAGACAGAGGCAGAAAUUGAAAAUAUGAAGGAAAAAAUGCGCAAGUUUGCAAAAUCUAAGCAACAAAAAAUAUUAGAAUUAGAAGAAGAGAAUGAAAAAUUGAGGGGAGACAUGGAACCUUAUGACAAACAGCGACAAUUGCUUAACACAACUAAGGCAGAAAAUGCAGAGCUCAGAACAAAAGUGGAAACACUUAGAUCAGAGAAACAGGCUCUGGCUGCACAAAUAGAAUCACUACAUUUGGAAAAAGUGACAGAGACAGAUGUUAUAAGUUCCCAGUUACAAAGCAUUGAAGCCACAUUUCAGGAUGUUUUAGAAGAGGAUGUACCAGGCUCCCAAGAUAAUCUGAAUGAUUUAUGCCCUCCUUCCACAAACACUGAAGAACCAGAGGGAAAUGACCUGGUACCGCAGGUGCUGGACCAAGACAAACAGACCCAAGAAGACCCCAAGGAAAGUGUGCGUGAUUUCAUGAAUGAAACGGAGACAUUGAAAACGCAAUUGUUGGCACUGAAGGAUGAGAAAAACAAAACAGAGCUCAAACUGGCAGCCGUAUUGGAUGAGAGAGGAAACAUGCAGAAAAGGGUAUCUGAUUUGGAAACCAACUGUGAGAAAAUAAAAAAGGAAGUAGAUGAAGUAAUCAAACAAAAAGAAAUUGUUGAAUUUGAAAAGGAUGAGCUUGAGGAGCGCUUAAUGAAUCAGCUGGCUGAGCUGAAUGGGAGUAUAGGAAAUUACCAGCAGGAUGCCGUAGAACACCAAAUGAGGAACGAGAGCCUGCAGCGCCAGUUACGUGACUUACAGCUCCAGCUGGAGGAAGAGAAGAGACAGUUAGAGAGGCAAAGAGCAGAAGCAAUGUCACAGGUGCAAAAAGAUUAUGUAGAGAAGUUAAAGUCUGUGUAUGAAGGAGAGAAAGGAAAGAAGACUCAAGCAAAGAAACUCCAUGAACUGCUCAAGGAAAAGCAGCAGGAAAUUUGGCACCUACAGAAAGACUGCAUCAAUUACCAGGAAACCAUCAGUGGGUUAGAGAGGGUCAAUAAAGCUCUGGUUUUCAAGCAAAGUGAGUCUGAGAAGGAAAUGGCAACAGCUAAUGAAAGGAUUGCUAAGGCUAUGAAUGCCACAGAGCAAGCAAGGGCUGAAUUAGCUUCUCUCCAUGUGCAGCUUGAUGACACCCAAAGUGAGGCUGCCCGAGUCCUUGCAGAGAACAUGAAGCUGAAAGAGGAUGUGCAAGCGUUAAGAGAGAAUAUUGUAUCAGCACUUAAACGAAAAGAGGAUGAUCUGGAAAAGAGGCUAGAACAGGAGAGAGACAAACAUGUAAAAGAUGUUGGUAAUAUGCAGGAGCAAGUUAACUUUCUGCUGCUUGAGAAGAAACGGCUUGAAGCCUCCAUCAAGGAUCUACAGUUGACACUGGAUACAAAGACUAAGGAAAUAAAGGAUCUUGAGGGAAAUCUAACCCAAAACUUAGCAAAACUUGCAGCCUUUUCCCGGAGCAUGUGUUCCCUUCAGGAUGACAGAGAUCGUGUCAUUGAAGAGUCCAGGAAAUGGGAUCUUAAAUUCACGGAAGCCAUGCAUAAGAAAGAUAAAGAAUUAACCGAGAAGGAGAAAACCUUGGAAGCUGCCAAGAAUGAGCUGAGCGAGAUAACAAAACAAAUGGAAGCACUGCAUACCCAAGUAUCCAGGUAAAGCCCGCUGCGCAACCUGCCAUCAUUAACUU